Messenger RNA from Heterocephalus glaber (naked mole-rat), 703 nucleotides. RefSeq names its product mitochondrial ribosomal protein S16 (gene Mrps16). Lineage: Eukaryota; Metazoa; Chordata; Mammalia; Rodentia; Bathyergidae. Gene Ontology annotation, molecular function: structural constituent of ribosome. Gene Ontology annotation, cellular component: mitochondrial small ribosomal subunit; ribosome. The record is from RefSeq and is a predicted model, not a curated record. Gene Ontology annotation, biological process: mitochondrial translation.
AGGGCCAAAAAGCAGAAGCAGUGAAGCGAGCAGAGCAUCUACUUCCGGAACUGAGCCUUUCUGGCCUCCGUAGCCGGUGAGAGUCUCAGCAUCUCUGGGAAUUAACCUUUCGUAUUGCUUUUCUGUGGAUCGGAGGCCGUGGGCCUGGUCUGUGGGAACUGCGGGAUAUCCGAGGAUCUGCACGCCGGCUGCACCAUGGUCCAGCUUACUACCACCCUCUGCAAGGCCUACCAUGGCGGCCACUUAACCAUCCGCCUUGCUCUGGGUGGCUGCGCCAACCGGCCCUUUUACCGCAUUGUUGCUGCUCACAACAAGGGUCCCAGGGAUGGUCGUUUUGUGGAGCAGGUGGGCUCCUACGAUCCAUUGCCCAACAGUCAUGGAGAAAAACUCGUUGCCCUGAACCUGGAGAGGAUCCGGCAUUGGAUUGGCUGUGGGGCCCACCUCUCUAAGCCUAUGGAGAAGCUUCUGGGUCUGUCUGGCUUUUUCCCCCUUCAUCCUAUGAUGAUCACAAAUGCUGAGAGACUGCGAAGGAAACGGGCACGUGCAGUCCUCUUAGCUUCUCAGAAAACAAACACAGAGGCUACAGAAACAGAAGCGAGCUGACUUCGGUGAACAUGGCAGUGGUUACAAGGUCAAGAUCUAUAUGCAGAGCUCUUAAUUUUGUUAGGCUUGAAGAACAAUAAAUGGAGUUUUCUGAGUCACU